UGUGAGCUCAGUUAUACGUCGGUCUAUUGCGAGCUCCGCCAAUACAUAAAGCCUGGGGGUGCACCCUCCGUGUGGACGCCAAGGCUGCAGUCCUUGCCCAUCCGUCCUUUGUGAUUAACUAACUUUGCCACGACAUCGCCAUGUAUGAACGAGAGAUCAUCUAUGCGUUGAUUCUCGCAGCUCCGCUGCUCGUUCUCGUGCGGAGGAGAAUGAAUCCGCUCUACCGCAUACCAGCUGUGGGGCCUUCUGCACCCAUCCUGUCCUAUUGGGGCGCGCUGAAAUUCUUCGUAAAUGCGCGCGAGAUGCUUCAGGAAGGUUACUCGAAGUACAGAGGUUCUGUAUUCAGGGUGCCUCUACUGGAUCGCUGGGUAGUGGUGUUCAGCGGCGCUGCCAUGAAUGACGAACUCCGGAAAUUCCCCGAUGAACAGAUGUCCUUCAUGGAUGCUGCUGAAGAACUUGUGCAGGCCAGGUACACGAUCGCGAAAGAGAUUCACGAGAACCCUAUGCAUAUUGCAGUGAUCCGUGGACCCUUCACGCGCAACUUGGGCGUCCUCAUGCCAGACGUUGCGGACGAAGUCGCGUCAGCCCUGCAAGAGGCCAUUCCAGACGAGGGCGAUGAAUGGGUCGGUGUCGUCGCCUUCCCCGCAAUGACGCGUGUCGUGUGUCGUGCGAGCAAUCGCGUGUUUAUCGGUCUCCCGAUGUGCCGGAACUCGGAAUACCUGGAGAUCGUCUUGAACUACGCUAAAGAUGUCGCAAAGGGUCGCUUUAUCAUGACCAUUACGCCAAUCAUGUUGAAGCCCAUCGUGGGCCGCUUACUCCCUUGGUCGAAGAAUGCGCUGAAGAAAUUUGCCGUCCUUGUGAGACCUAUUGUCGACGAAACGUUCCGGCAAUUCGAGCACCACGGAAAGGAAUGGGGCGACAAACCGAAAAACCUGCUGACCUGGCUCACGGAAGAAGCCAAAGCCAAGGGCGUCAGAGCGGAGAUCGUGGUCUCUGCCCUCCUAUCAAGCAACUUUGUCGCCAUCCACACAUCUUCCAUCAGCGUGACACAUGCCCUCUACCACAUUGCGGCCUCCCCCGAGGUUGUUGCGCCACUUCGCGAAGAGAUCGAGACGGCCAUCAAGAAGCACGGAUGGACGAAGCAAGCAAUCAGCGAGAUGUGGAAACUCGACAGCUUCAUGCGAGAGUCACAACGCUUCAACGGCACGAGUGGCGUGUCUGUCAUCCGCAAAGCCAUGAUUGACAUCAGACUCGCCGACGGGACGGUGAUACCGGCAGGCACGCUGGUCGGAGCCGCUGCUGACGCGACGCAUUGGGACGACGAUAACUAUGAUGACGCUGGCGUAUUCAAUCCGUUCCGGUUCUCCGACAUGAGGGCAGACGAGAGCGAACGGAUCAAACACCAGUUCGUGAGCACGUCGCCCGAGUACGUGCCCUUCGGACAUGGCAAGCAUGCCUGCCCCGGUCGUUUCUUUGCUGGCAAUGAGCUGAAGACGAUCAUUGCCCACCUUGUCCUGAAGUUCGAUAUGAAGUUCGAAGAUGACGGUCCUAGGCCGCCGAACAAGUGGUUCGCAGCGGCUGUGCUCCCUGAUAUGAGCGCAAAGGUGUACUUCCGCAAGAGACAGACGGUCACUGCAUAGACUGUCUCGUCUGUCAUCCCGACCUCCCAGAUUUCCAAUUUUCUGUCGCGGUUGCACUGUUGAAGUCGAGCCUGAUUGACGCAUUCAUGCAUCUGUCUGUAACUAGACGUGUUUCAUGAGCCGAUUGUAGACAUACUUGUAGCACCUGUAUUCUGUAUUUCUGUACGACUUCGAUGAAUGUCUGAUGCUCCCUUGAGGCUAUGGGGUGCCGUUGAGACGUACUCACGUCCAGUGAUCGAGCAUCUGGU
Rhodofomes roseus is the source of this 1888-nucleotide messenger RNA. Its product is annotated as cytochrome P450. Lineage: Eukaryota; Fungi; Basidiomycota; Agaricomycetes; Polyporales; Fomitopsidaceae. Bases 141 to 1640 code for a protein of 499 amino acids. Gene Ontology annotation, molecular function: monooxygenase activity; oxidoreductase activity, acting on paired donors, with incorporation or reduction of molecular oxygen; iron ion binding. The record is from RefSeq and is a predicted model, not a curated record. The transcript has 11 exons.